Molecule: messenger RNA, 855 nt
Organism: Entrophospora sp. SA101
Lineage: Eukaryota; Fungi; Glomeromycota; Glomeromycetes; Entrophosporales; Entrophosporaceae
Source: the annotation of a GenBank genome assembly
AUGGAGUUUAAUAACCGUUUGUUACACGAAUUCAACAACUUUAAUGAAGAUGAAGAUGAGAAAUAUCAGAUUUAUCAAAUAAAAUUAGCAAUUUCUAUAGAAAAUCCAGAGGAGUAUUGUCAAGAAGCAUGGGUAACUCAAAACAACUGGAAUUGUAAACAUUUGAAAAAAUGUAAUGAUCGACAGAAUUGCCAGCACGAGACAAAAUCCAAAGAUGAUGAAUGGGUUUGUCAACACGAGAUAAAAAAAAAAUCGGUUAGUCUAUACAAAUGUGAAAGCGAAUGGGAUUGUCGACAUAAAUGUCAAAGCGAAAGGGAAUGUCAACAUGAUUGGCAAUGUCAACAUGAAUGGAAAAGUGCUGAAUUUACUCGGAAGAAGUUACGCGAAUAUCUAAAAAAAACACCAGAAGAAUUGGCCGAUUUUUUCAAGCAGCCUUGCAAGAAAUGUGGCAACAAGAGUUCGAUUUCUAGUUUUCUUCUGUAUAAGCAACAGCCAAAAAGUUUAAAUGAAAAACCUGACCUUGAGAUCGUCUGUCAUCUAGUAUGGAACAAUCUUUACAGAGUGUUCGGCGAUUGGGAGUGCGAUAGUAUCUUUUCACAUAGGUGGGGAAGUGCUUAUACUUGGAUAUUACUUCAAAGGUUUAUAGAAGAAGUUCCAGGUAGUGAUUUUUAUGUGGUGGAAACGUGCAAAGUAAACUACUGCCAUGGAUCAACCGGUAUUAUGAAAGGAUUCAAACCUCUAACAUCAUCAGGUGGUAAAACAUUUCCUCAUAAACGAGAUUUAUGUCAAAAAUGUCUGCGCUUUGAAAAUUGUGUUCAAACUGGCACCUACUUUGGUUAUCAGAAGAAAUCGUAA